AUGAAACAGAUAUGUUCUGGAUCAAUAAUUCGUGCCCAGUUUGCUUAUGAACAUUUGUUAACAGUUACUGGUCGUCAUGAUAUCAGUUUUGAAAAAUUUAAAGAAUACAUUGUUACGUAUAAUAACAAUUUAAUCAAAAUAUAUUCUCGUCGAAAUCAAGGGACUUAUAUUAUAAUGUCAACCCCUGAGCAGUAUGCUGAUCUAUUGAUAAAGAAAAAUGAAAGUUUUGACGAUAUCUUAACGUUUGUUACACAUGAUAACAAUACAAGCAUUAUUCAAACAAAUACAAGUACCACCAAACAUAGCAAUGACAAAAAGUUGUCACUUUUAUCAGCUGUCGAAAUAAUUCGCGAAAAUAUGGAUUCAGUAUUACAAAAGAAACUUGUUAUCAGUCCCUUUGAUUUGAUGACACUGGAUGCUGAAAGUUAUGUGAAACAAAUACCGUCGUCGUUACAUAAUUUUAUAACUUUAUGUACACUGAGUAUUACUGACUACAAUGAUUUCAAAAAACACAACAUCGAUGUUUUUGAUUUUGAAACAGCAUUUUUCAAUAAGUAUCAGAAAACAUUACAUAUAUCUUCGAUUUGUCUUGAUUUACUGAAUUGUCGAAAUUCAGAUUACAUUAGUU
Messenger RNA from Didymodactylos carnosus, 628 nucleotides. The record is from the annotation of a GenBank genome assembly. Lineage: Eukaryota; Metazoa; Rotifera; Eurotatoria; Philodinida; Philodinidae.